Messenger RNA from Aplosporella prunicola CBS 121167, 2506 nucleotides. RefSeq lists its product as uncharacterized. Gene Ontology annotation, cellular component: fungal-type vacuole membrane; trans-Golgi network; lysosomal membrane. NCBI's taxonomy places the organism in Eukaryota, Fungi, Ascomycota, Dothideomycetes, Botryosphaeriales, Aplosporellaceae. The transcript is spliced from 2 exons. The coding region runs from base 110 to 2152 and encodes 680 amino acids. Gene Ontology annotation, biological process: endosome organization; Golgi organization; phosphatidylinositol phosphate biosynthetic process. Gene Ontology annotation, molecular function: 1-phosphatidylinositol 4-kinase activity. The record is from RefSeq and is a predicted model, not a curated record.
CCACUUCCUCGACGACUCGUCUGGCGACGAAGACCCCUACCGCGCCCAGCCCACCCUCUCCUCCACCGCGCCUCAGUUCGCCCCGAUCCAGCCCCGCCGCCAUGGCCGCAUGACCUCGGACGUCUCGCCCUCGCGGCGCAGGCCGUACGGCGGCCGCCUGCGCAGCAACUCGGGCGUCGACAUCAAAGCCAUCAACGCGCGGCUCGAGCGCUGGGCUGACGAAAUCGCCUCCAAGUUCAAGCGGCGCCGGGUGCGCGGCAAGACGCAGGAGGAGGAGCAGCUGGAGAUACACCACUCGGUCUUUCAGGCCCCGGACUGGAUUAGGCCUGCCACGGCGGAGCAGCUGGCCGAGUACGACAGCGCACAGGGCGACCGGCUCACCAAGCUGCAAUUCGACGACAUAGUCGAGAGCAUUAGGGUUGCCAUCGAGCUGGGUACCCACCCCAAGAUGAUAUCGCAGGGCAGCUCCGGCAGCUACUUUGCGCGCAACGCCAAUGGCAAGGUCGUCGGUGUCUUUAAGCCCAAGGACGAGGAGCCUUACGCCUCGAGGAAUCCCAAAUGGACCAAAUGGAUACACCGCAACCUGUUCCCCUUCUUCUUCGGCAGAGCAUGCCUGAUACCCAAUUUGAGUUACGUGUCGGAGGCCGCUGCUUACGUCCUGGACGCCCAGCUGCGACUGAACAUUGUUCCCUACACCGACAUUGUCUCAUUCUCCUCCAAGUCUUUCUACUACGAUUUUUGGGACCGCCGGGCGUUUUACAGGAAGAAGAAGCCUCUGCCUGAAAAGAUUGGCAGUCUUCAGGUCUUCCUGAAAGGAUACAAGGAUGCCACCCAGUUUUUGAAGGAACACCCUUGGCCGGACCAGCACAACGGUGGCUUCAAGGCGGACCCCGCGCGAAGACGCAGAAAAAGGCGAUGGGUGGAGGAUUGCAGGCCGAGUGGCCCCGCUUCUGACGACGAAGACGAAGACUACCGGCCAAGCACCGCGGAAGAAGCCAACAACAGGCGUGAUUUUUGGACGGAGCCUUUGCAACAAUCGUUCCGCGAGCAGUUGGAGAAGCUGGUAAUAUUGGACUAUAUUAUGCGGAAUACGGACAGAGGCCUGGACAACUGGAUGAUCAGGAUCGACAAGCAGACAGAGGAAGCUAGCAUUGUCGCGGAGGCACCCAAGCAUGAUGGCAUAACGAGAGACGAACCAUACAAGCGCCGGGAGCAGAUGGUCGCGACUAGCCGGUCUGGGACGCCGGCGAACAGCAAGAACAACAAGGACGGGCCUAGCGUGUCGCUGGGUGCCAUCGACAACAGUUUGUCAUGGCCCUGGAAGCAUCCUGAUGCCUGGCGAAGCUACCCUUUUGGCUGGCUUUUCCUCCCUGUUUCCCUUAUCGGCCAACCCUUUUCCGAAAACACACGACGCCACUUCUUGCCGUUGCUUACUUCCAAGCAAUGGUGGGGCGAUACGCAACUUGCGUUGCGCAAUUGCUUCAGCCAAGAUGCCGAUUUCAAAGAGCGCAUGUUUGCGCGCCAAAUGGCUGUCAUGAAAGGUCAAGCGUGGAACGUUGUUGAAACGCUCAAGACUCCUGAUCACGGCCCGCUGGAGUUGACUCGGCGUGCUCGAGUCUGCGUCUGGGACGACCUUGUCGACAUUCCCGUCGCGGUACCACUGCAGCGGCCGAGCAUGGAGAUGCGCAAGCACGAGGAUGUUCUGCGGGCACGGGAGCAGCAGGAAGAAAUGGACAUCAGUUCGGCGCUGGCCAGCUCGGCGCCUAACACGCCGCAGCACUACGACCUUCUGGGGCUCGGCGAGUCGCCGGCGGGCGGCAACCGCUUCAACAUAUCGAGGCAGCUGGACGCACGGUCCGACGCCGACGCAGCGUCGCUGCGGUCGGUGCACUCUCCGCGCAUCCCGCCCGCCAAGACUCGUAUGAGCUACGACGGCCCGCCUCGUCUGCUGCGCGCUGCCAGCCCGAAGGGCCGGCGUCGCAACUUCAGCUUCAGCGUUCGCGGCAACAACGGCGUCGACAUAGCAGAGGCCGAUGCCGAGGGCGAUCUGGGCUAUGCGGCGGCAGAGGAUAUGGAGGACCACAGGAAGAAGGUCAUUGUCGAAAGGCUUGAGACGGUCAAGAGCAAGAACCCGGUGUUCACCUGGUGUUGAGCGAAGACGGGAUGGGGAUGGGAGGAAUCAUGCUGCUGUUUUUACUUUUGGUAUCGCACGGAGGUGUUUUAUGUCUGCCUGUUUGUGCCAACGCUUUGAUGAAAGACGGUAUAUUUGGUGCCGGAUGGAAAUGAUGAGCGGGGAGGCGUUUCUUAUAGUGUCGAUGAUUCGGUUGUAUACCUUUGAGGCAGGGGAUAUGAGCCAAAAAACUGAAUAUGAAUGCACGGAGGUGAUGGGGUCAAGGUUUGCCGGGAGUAUUUUUUUAUCAUCGCGGCUGUUUUAUCGCGACUGCUUUACUAUACAGAGCAUCAAGCAGUGAGCAGCAUGAUCGAGUGCACGCAGCAAAAUGUGGCG